AUGAUCUCCUACAAUGCCCGCAACCAGAGAAUAGAAGCCUGGGUCAACGCGGCCGCCGAAGAAAGCGAGGAUGCCGCCCCCACUGAUCCCGAAGCCCGCGACCUGCAUGACCAGGAAAAGGCCCAGCGAAUCGAGCACGAGGAUCUGUGUCGCGACAAGAAGCAGACGUACAAGGGCGCGGUCUUAUUAUGGCUCGCCUGGCAAACUACCGGUGUUGUGUAUGGCGACAUUGGCACCAGUCCCCUUUAUGUUUUCAGUUCGACUUUUAGCGAGCAGCCGUCAUGGCACGACCUCGUGGGAGCUCUGUCGAUAAUCAUCUGGUCCCUCACCAUCAUCGUAACACUUAAAUAUUGUUUCAUCGUCCUGUCAGCCGACGACGAUGGUCAAGGAGGAACUUUUGCUCUCUACUCUCUCCUUGCUCGAUAUGCCAACAUUGCCCGCGUCGAUCCCAACGGCCCGGAAAGAAUUGUUGUGCGCCUCGAUCGUGAGACGGGCGCCGAACUCGCCCCCGCUGGGAGAAUGGCCCGGGAUUUUCUGGAACGUAGUCGGGUUGCACAAAGCGUCCUCAAGAUUGUUGGCGUCUUGGGCGUUUCCAUGGUUGUGGCCGACAGCAUUCUGACACCAGCUCAGUCCGUCUUGGGCGCCGUCCAAGGGAUUCAGGUUAUCAGACCUGAUCUGGGAAGACCGGCUAUCGUGGGGACCUCGUGCGGGAUUCUCAUUGCGCUUUUCUUGCUGCAGUUCAUUGGCACCUCCAAAAUCGGCACCUCUUUCGCUCCCGUCGUUGUUGUCUGGCUCCUCUACAACUUCUCCAUCAGCAUAUACAAUCUUGUCUUGUACGACCAUACCGUACUCAAGGCCUUCAGCCCACAUUAUGCGUUCAAAUACCUAAUACGAAACGAUUCUGAUGGAUGGAAGUCUCUUGGUGGAUUGCUUCUCGCUUUCACCGGCGUUGAAUCACUCUUUGCAGAUCUGGGUGCUUUUGGACAGCGAGCCAUCCAGCUUUCAUGGUUGUUCCUGGCAUUCCCGUGCUUGUUGAUCACAUAUUGUGGCCAGGCUGCUUAUAUUUCACAGGAUGAAACUGGGCUGGCCUUUACCAACCCAUUCUUUCGCACUGUUCCCGAAAGCACACUGUACUUCAGUAUCAUUAUUGCUGCACUCGCUGCUGUCGUCGCCAGCCAGGCCGUGAUCACCAGCUCUUUCCAACUCAUUUCUCAGUUGAUGAGGCUCAGCUACUUUCCUCACAUCAAGACUGUUCACACCAGCCGUCGAUUCCACGACCAGAUCUAUAUGCCACUGGCAAAUUGGCUACUCAUGACCGGUACUGUUGUGGUUACGGCGGUUUAUAACAAUACAACGAGCUUGGGUCAUGCUUAUGGCGCAUGUGUCAUUAUCGUUAGCUUCAUUACAACGUGCAUGGUGUCACUAGUGGCACUCAUCAUCUGGCGUGUCUCAUCAAUCGUUGUUCUCAUCGGGUUUCUCAUCUUCAUCCUGCUCGACAGCAUUUAUCUUAGUGCAGCAAUGAACAAGGUGCCCGACGGUGGUUGGUUUGCGCUGGUCCUGUCCGCCAUCCUUAGUUCAUUCGUCAUGCUUUGGCGAUGGGGAAAAGAACAGCAGUGGGAAGCAGAGCAAAGGGACAUGGUGGACCCGGCAGAGUUCCUCAUGUCCUCUCGGAGUACCUCGAGAAACAACUCAAUAGCAAGGGGAAUUCAAGGUGAAGGCUCCCUGCGCUCGACGAGGCUGAGGCUUUCACCAGAGUUUGGAGGCGGACAAGUAAUGGUCGCUCCAGGACUCGGAAUAUUCUUCGACAAAGUGGGCGGGAGUGGUGAUCACAUCCCCAAGGUAUUCUCGCAGUUCGUUCGAAAGUUCCAGACGAGGCCACAGGUGAUCGUCUUCUUCCACAUGCGCCCACUCUCUCAGCCUACGGUUCCAUCUGACCAACGGUUCGUCAUUGCGCGUGUUACAGCAAAAAUUCCUUCAUGCUAUCGUAUUGUUCUGCGACAUGGUUACAUGGAUGACGUUCUCACACCGAACUUGGCGCCUACGAUUGUUAACGAGUUGAUGACCUUUAUCACCCGAGGUCCUUUCCCACCUGAUGAGAAUGACAUGCCGCCAGAGUUUCGAGGAGAGCUUGAAGCGCUGCGGGCCGCCGAAGAAGCACAAACAGUUUAUCUCAUGGGCAAACAGACUAUGCGGGUGCAAAGGCCAGAAAAGAGGAGUAUUUCCAGUAUCAUACGCCGGGUAGCACUUGAAGCAUUCUUGUGGAUCCGGGAGAAUUCACGGACCAAGCUGGCCAAUUUGGAUAUCGACCCCGAUAGUCUGGUAGAGGUGGGCUUUGUGAAGGAAAUUUAA
Fusarium mangiferae is the source of this 2349-nucleotide messenger RNA. Its product is annotated as putative potassium transporter hak-1. The record is from RefSeq and is a predicted model, not a curated record. The coding region runs from base 1 to 2349 and encodes 782 amino acids. Lineage: Eukaryota; Fungi; Ascomycota; Sordariomycetes; Hypocreales; Nectriaceae. Gene Ontology annotation, molecular function: potassium ion transmembrane transporter activity. The transcript has 3 exons. Gene Ontology annotation, cellular component: membrane. Gene Ontology annotation, biological process: potassium ion transmembrane transport.